GCUCUAAGCCACACCGUUGAACGAACAAGAGAGAGUAAUCUUCCCGCUCCAGCUGGGUUGAUGGCGGGGCAUCAAGGGUCUCUCCGAGAUCUGGCUGGGUUUCUGCCGUGUCUGGUCCCAGAUCUAUGACAAACACGAUCAUCAAAUCCUUCGAGCUCAAAUUUUCUUCUGCUGUCUAGCUCCUAUCUUUUCUGACACCGGUUGCAGUGAAUCUGCAGAUAAGACCUUUCCCCUCCUGCAUGCACCUCCUCUUCCUCUGCAGCUUGUCAUUUCGCUAGCUCUUUUUCUACCAUCUCUGCAGAUCCCCACAGCCAUGGCUGCGAGAAUGAGGCUGGGCACGCAUGUCCUGCUUGUUCUGGGACUGCUGCUCGUUGUCCUUCCAACCAAGACGUGGGCCUUUGGCGCUGGAAACAUCGCUUCUAUUUCGGCCGUUGAGGGCAAAAACUGGCGCCAUGGAGAUAUUGAGGAUAUGCUUAAGACCGUCGCAUUCAUCAAAGGCCAUAAAUGGACAUCCACAAUGAUCAAGCGCGUGUAUUUUGGCAACUGGUUGCGGGAUUACUCACAGGCUAUGGACGUCGGUACGCUAAAGAGUCUCCCUACUGAGACUAUUCGAAUUUUGGUCUGGAUUUUGUCCUUCAUGACUUUUGGCUAUGCGACAGCGGAGUUUGAGGUCACUUCGGACAGGUUGGGGGUUUAUCGUCCGGAGGAACAUAUCGAUAACCCCAAAGACUACGCAGAUAACCAGGACGCUCGCCAGUACGAUGAACGACUUCGUGGUCCGAUUCGCCAGGUCGAGCUUGACAUCGAUCCGGAGACGGGAAUGAAGAACUACAUUGCCAAUGAGCAGGGAGGUUGGGCUACGAGUGCUGCGUACAUCAAGUAUAGCUUGGCUCGCAGUAUCCACUACGGACGGACAUACACGCACGGAAGCCGAAAAGGAAACGACGAGGACCUUUGUGAAGCUCUCCGAUGCCUGGGCCAGGGCCUCCAUACUCUGGAAGAUUUCGCGGCGCACACGAACUACUGCGAGCUUGCACUUCGUGAGAUGGGCUUCAGGAACGUCUUCCCGCAUACCGGUGUGAACACUCAGAUGAAUGUUCGUGGCCAUCAGGUGUUUCCGCUUGUGACUGGAACGUUUGGUAUGGUUGACUUCUUCCAUUCUGUGCUCGGAGAAGCCACCGACCAUUUCACCCAGUCGGAAGUCAACGAGAUGGAUAUUGCACUCGGGGAUGCUGAGGCAAACUCGUCUAGUGGCUCUCUCGGAGCUUUCACUAGUCUUCUGGGUAAUAUUCCCGGGACCAAGGAUCUCGUUGCAGAGGCAGAGGAGCUCAAGCGCUGCUCCGAGGCUCAGGAGUCUGCAAACCGUGCUGGCGGUUCUCGCUCUGGCUACACAACGCGCGGUACAGCCAGGGAGGUUGACGACUACAGCUCAUCCCGCAGUCGAGGCUUUGAGGACGAUUUCCCAACCUCAUCCCGCAGUCGAGGCUUUGGGGAUGAUGUCCGAAGCUUCCGGGCAAAUGAAAACGAAAGACCUGCAGGGAGCGCCCAGUCCGGGUCUGGCUUACAGGACCUGGAUCCAAGCAAGACCAUUGCGCAGAUUUAUCCUAUCCUUGAAUUCAGAGACAAGGUUGUCCGGAAACUUUCGUCGAUCAUUGAAAAGAUCCCCGGUUUGGAGGCGAUCGUUGAGAAGAUCACCGAGACCCUAACCGUCUUCAUCAUGUCCCUGCUGGCUCCGUUCAUUCGGCCCAUCAUCAACGCCGCUUCCAAGUCUUUGCAGUCGGGGUCUUCCGGUGUGAUCGAUGCCUCUGGACAGCAUCAGUACGAACCAUGGACUGACCCGGAUUGCACGGAUCCCACCCAUUCACUGCUUUCCAAGGACCACUUCUCCAACAUUCUCAACGAGCCAGCUGGACAGGUGGCGUCUGCUAUUCUGAAGUACGUAGCACCUCGGGUUCUGCAUGCUUGGGAAAACAUCAACGUCUCCGAGGAGCAAGUUCUGGAUGACUGCUUGAAGGUUUUCCACCAUCCGGCUCUGCGCAAUAUGAGGAACGAAGCCCAUCGAACAAUGUUCGAGGCCGUCGAGUCCUGGGUGCACUCUAGGCCCGGUCGAGGCGCUGACCUCGACGAUGUCCUCAGCGCGGAGGGAGUGAGACAGGGCAAGAACAGCUCUGGAGAGGGCGGUCAUUCACAUGCACACGGUGGUGGACAUAGUCACGGAUCUCAUCAGCAGCGUCCACCCCAGUCGCAGCAGCCGCAGGGCUCCUCCCUUCCCUGGGACAAGCUCUCCAGCCUUCCCAUCCCCGGAAUUUCUAAUUUGAACAAGCUGAACAGCGCUUUUGGCAAUCUGAUGGUGGGUGGGUCGUCUAGGGAUGAGGCCUCAACGUCUGAGAACCCAUCACAGUAUGAGUCUUACCAGCAGACUCAAUAUACUCAGCAGCAGUCUUCCCAUCAGGAGCAUGGCUAUCAGUAUCAAUACCAGAGUCAUAGUCAGAGUCACACCCAGGAGCAAUCAUAUCACCAUCCACCUCCCCCUGACUUUGCAGACUCUGGUUAUGAUGCACACAAUGGAAGUCAUCGGAGGCACCAUGGAGACCAUCCCCAUCAACAUUACCCACCACCACCUGGCGGCAGCCCUCCUCGGCGUCCAUCUGGAGGGUAUGAAGAGCAGUCUUACAGUUCCUACUCGAGUCAUGGACACGGAAGCGGAUACGGACAGAACUAUGGUGGAGGAUAUUAUUGAUUCAUCGCUAGCGAUGUCGGGCUUAUGACUACAGGUUGAUUCAUGCUCUAUGUCCUUUGUAUUUUCUUCCUACAGAAUUAGUGACAGCACGUCUGCCCUCCAAGUUCAAACUGCGUCGACUUUCAGUGAGAAUGACCACUACCUAGUUCCUACAGUGUUUUAAUGCUCUCUUCGACUCGGCGAGUGAAAGUUAAUUUCUCAAUAAUAUUGCCUCCACCUGAACCGCCCCACGGUCAAAGG
Molecule: messenger RNA, 2980 nt
Organism: Aspergillus sclerotioniger CBS 115572
Lineage: Eukaryota; Fungi; Ascomycota; Eurotiomycetes; Eurotiales; Aspergillaceae
Product: Het-C domain-containing protein
Exons: 4
Coding region: 314-2740 (808 amino acids)
Source: RefSeq, a predicted model, not a curated record